GCUGAUGACAGACUGCGCUUCGUCCUCAUCGGGUCGCUGGUGCAGCCUGUGAACUUUCCAUGCACGCUUCUUCUUCUUCUUCUUCUUCACACAGCCUCACCGAAAGCUCCGCAACACCUCCGAGGAAGGAUUUAAUGUUACUUUCGCAAAGGAAUAACUCCCCUGCCCUUUUUUCGCUUUUUUGGGUCUAUUUCGCCCCGUCUCCUUUCGCCGACAGGUUUAAUUUUAAAAGAUCCACCAUAAGGACAGAUCCUCAGACACCAUGCCGCUGAAUUCAAGUUUGGCGAGUAAAAACUACGACUACGAUUACGACUCCCUCCAACCCUAUUUCUAUGAUAACGAGGAGGAGGCGUUCUACCCUCAACAGCUUCAGCCUCCGGCACCGAGCGAAGACAUCUGGAAGAAAUUUGAACUGCUGCCGACCCCUCCCCUCUCCCCCAGCCGCCGGCCGUCCCUGUCAAGCCUCUUCCCCUCCACGGCGGAUCAGCUGGAGAUGGUGACCGAGUUCCUGGGCGACGACGUGGUGAAUCAGAGCAUCAUCUGCGACGCAGACUACUCCCAGAGCUUCCUCAAGUCCAUCAUCAUCCAGGACUGCAUGUGGAGCGGCUUCUCCGCGGCGGCUAAGCUGGAGAAGGUGGUCUCCGAGCGGCUGGCGUCCCUCCAGGCGGCCCGGAAGGAGUGUCCGGCCGGUGACAGCGCGGACCCCGGUGUAGGUGUCGGUGUCGGUGCAGCCCAGUGGAGGUUGAACAGCAGCUACCUGCAAGACCUCAACACAGCCGCGUCUGAGUGCAUUGAUCCGUCGGUGGUUUUCCCUUAUCCGAUCGCAGAGAUGCCCAAACAAAACACAGUGACGCCGCCUAGUAAGGAUUUGGGACUGGACACUCCGCCCAACAGCGGCAGCAGCAGCAGCAGUUGUAGUGACUCAGAAGAUGAGGAUGGAGAUGAUGAUGAGGAGGAGGAGGACCAGGAGGAAGAGGAGGAGAUUGACGUGGUCACUGUGGAAAAGCGUCAGGCGGUGAAACGGUGCGACCCCAGCCCAGUGGAGACCAGGCAUCCCAGCCCGCUUGUGUUGAAGAGGUGCCAUGUCUCCACCCAUCAGCAUAAUUACGCCGCUCAUCCAUCCAUGAGGCACGAGCAGCCGGCUGUGAAGAGGCUGAAGCUGGAGAGCGGCAGUGGAAGUGUGAGCGGCGCGAGCAGCGGUCACAGCAGGGUCCUCAAACAGAUAAGCAGCAAUCGCAAGUGUUCAAGUCCCCGGACGUCUGACACGGAGGACUAUGACAAGAGAAGGACUCAUAAUGUACUGGAGCGCCAGAGGAGGAACGAGCUCAAGUUGAGCUUCUUUGCUCUGCGGGAUGAGAUCCCUGAAGUGGCCAACAACGAGAAGGCAGCUAAAGUGGUGAUCCUGAAGAAGGCUACAGAGUGCAUUUACAGCAUGCAGUCGGACGAACAGAGACUCCUCUCACUCAAAGAGCAGCUGAGGAGGAAAAGUGAACUUUUAAAGCAGAGACUUGCACAGCUGCAGGGCUCCCGUGCUUAAAGUUUGAACCAGAGACUUUUUGGCGUUUUGUUUUUUAUGCAAGUUCAAGACUUAGGGUGUACAGUUGUUGUUGCAUGCAAAUGCAAAACGGAUUAAGUUGUUUGGAAUCUUGUUUGAUUUCAAUGUUAAAACUGCCUCAAUUGAAGUUAUGGGUGGAUUAAAUAUUUAAAAUUUAUUUUUAUUAAUAAAAUAUUAAAAAUAGGGUUACCCUGUUGAGGACCCAAACUAAAAUAUAAAUUUUUAUGUUUUGUAUAUAAUUAAUAUUUCCUAAGAAAAUGUAUUUUUGGAUCUCAAUUGUCUGGAUGUUCAGACCCAGUGUUUGGUUUUUCCAUUUUGUUCCUAGAUUCUUUUUGAAAUAUAAAAAUGUUUCUUCUUGAA
This is a messenger RNA of Sphaeramia orbicularis (orbiculate cardinalfish), 1915 nucleotides long. It is a transcript of the gene myca, whose product is annotated as MYC proto-oncogene, bHLH transcription factor a. Gene Ontology annotation, molecular function: protein dimerization activity; DNA-binding transcription factor activity. Bases 263 to 1537 code for a protein of 424 amino acids. Gene Ontology annotation, biological process: regulation of DNA-templated transcription. The transcript is spliced from 3 exons. Lineage: Eukaryota; Metazoa; Chordata; Actinopteri; Kurtiformes; Apogonidae. The record is from RefSeq and is a predicted model, not a curated record.